ACAUCUGCAGAGGAGCAAAGCAGUGAAUUAUCAUCUAACCUGCAGAGACGUACAGCCUGAGGUCUUCCUGGAGGGGGUUUCUGCACCAACAAUGGCUGAGCGUGAUGAUGCAGGUUCAACCAAAGGGGAACCAGCUACACUUGCUACAGACAUGUACCCUAGAAAAAUACUGGAGUACAUGGAAGGCUUUCUAAUCUCAAAGACUGUGUUCACCUCCUGUGAACUGGGUGUGUUUGAUGUGCUGCUGGCUGCAGAGCGUCCGCUGUCAGCGGAGGAGAUCAGUCAGGUGGUGGGAGCCAGUUUGGAUGGGAUGCAGCGGCUGCUGGCUGCCUGCACAGGCCUGCAGCUCCUCAAAACACACCAGGACCAAGGACAAGUUUUUUACAGCAACACAGAGCAAUCCAGAGUCUUCCUCACUCGUUCCAGUCCUUUGUCCCUCUACCAGUCCAUCCAGUACAGCUCCAGGACUAUCUACCUCUGCUGGCACUAUCUCACAGAUGCUGUUAGAGAGGGAAGAAAUCAGUAUGAAAAAGCUUUUGGAGUCAGCUCAAAGGACCUGUUUGAAGCUCUCUACAGGUCAGACGAGGAAAUGGUGAAAUUCAUGCACCUGAUGAAUUCCAUCUGGAACAUCUGUGGCAAAGACGUGGUCACGGCCUUCGAUCUUACGCCUUUUAAGGUCAUCUGUGACCUUGGAGGCUGCAGUGGAGCAUUAGCCAAGCAGUGCACGUUGGCCUACCCAGAAUGCUCUGUGACGCUCUUUGACCUCCCCAAGGUAGUACGCGUGUCGAGGGAACACUUUGUCUCAGAGGCUAACCAGAGGAUCAGCUUCCAGGAGGGGGACUUCUUCAAGGACUCUCUUCCUGUGGCAGAUCUUUAUUUUCUUGCCAGAAUCCUCCACGACUGGACAGACGAGCGCUGCAUAGAGCUUCUGUGCAGAAUCUAUAAAGCCUGCAAACCAGGUGGCGCCGUCCUGCUGGUGGAGUCGCUGCUAAAUGAAGAUGGGUCUGGCCCACUGACAGCACAGCUCUACUCCCUGAACAUGCUGGUGCAGACGGAGGGCAGAGAGAGGACGGGUGCUCAGUAUGCUGCCCUGCUGGCUGCCAGCGGCUUCACAAACAUCCAGCAACGCCUCACUGGAAAAAUCUAUGAUGCAGUUAUGGGUCACAAAGAAAAGAGCAAUAAAGAUAAAUAAUACCACCUUAUAAACAUUCAAAUUUCCCACAUUCCAUUGAAAUGCAUUCAAUUAGUCUGAUUGAAGUUAACAAUGAAUAAGUUUGCAGAGGUGUCUAACUUUUGCUUUUGUUGUAACAUAGAUCACCAUUUUUAUUUAGGUAAACCUAAAUGCAUUUAUGCAAAUUAAUUUGUUAGUCUAAAGCUGAAACAAAUGUUUGUUGGCAGAAAAGGAGAGCAUUUUUGAAUAAAUGGCCUAGAUUCUUUUGAGCUUACCAUAAUCAAAAUUUAAAUCAACUGAUGCCACAAUAUUUUUACAAAGCAUCACUAUUAAAGAAAGUGCCAUCUAAUGUGCAAAACCUGAGUUAGUAAAUAUGGAGCCACAGCAUCCAUCCAUCUACUGCGGGGCAACUCUCUUAUCCCUUCAGGGGGCCUCGUACCUAUAUUUAGCUCCCAUCAUAGGACAACAUAGAGACAUGAAGGACAAAUAAGCAUGCACUUACACCUAGGGACAGUUUGGAGACCAAUUAACCUUACAUUCAUGUUUUUAAAGGAGUAGGAGAAGGCCAGAGUACCCGGAAAGAUCUAACAUUAUUAGGGGAACAUGAAAACUCCAUGCAGAGAUUCGAACCAAGGACCUUCUUGGUGCUACCAACUGCAAUACUGUGCAACCUGACUCAUAGUUUGUGUAAUCAUCUAUUUAGUUCUAUGACUAAAUAAAAUUCAGGUUUUAAGCUGGUAAAAAAAAAAUCUGAAAAUUGUUAAAUUCAGAAAGAAAU
Cyprinodon variegatus (sheepshead minnow) is the source of this 1949-nucleotide messenger RNA. It is a transcript of the gene asmt, whose product is annotated as acetylserotonin O-methyltransferase. NCBI's taxonomy places the organism in Eukaryota, Metazoa, Chordata, Actinopteri, Cyprinodontiformes, Cyprinodontidae. The record is from RefSeq and is a predicted model, not a curated record. Gene Ontology annotation, molecular function: O-methyltransferase activity. Bases 92 to 1192 code for a protein of 366 amino acids. The transcript is spliced from 8 exons.